This is a messenger RNA of Talaromyces amestolkiae, 1125 nucleotides long. RefSeq lists its product as uncharacterized. The record is from RefSeq and is a predicted model, not a curated record. The transcript has a single exon. Bases 1 to 1125 code for a protein of 374 amino acids. Lineage: Eukaryota; Fungi; Ascomycota; Eurotiomycetes; Eurotiales; Trichocomaceae.
AUGGAGACAGGAGUGGACUACGACUCAAUGCCGAAGGAGGAUCUACGAAGAGUGGACGAAGUCUGGGCCAUGACAGGCAAGAGGAAGCCAUUCGAUGCGGGGAACCACAUACGAACACUAGCUCGACACCAUGAACGGAUGGAAAAGCAACUCCAUUCGGACACGCAAAGGCAACAAAUGGAGAGACUCAUUCACGAUAACAAAUUUAAGUCGUCUAACUUCCGAAACGUCGCUCCGCAACUGGAACCCGUGUACGCCUACGCAAGACGAUUAAAAGGAUACGAAACGUGGAUGACUGACCAGCGCAUUGAAUACGUUAGAAAGGCUUUCUGUCAGGGGAUGAGCGCAGAGACAAUCCUUGACUACGAGAAGUAUGACGACCAGGAAGAGCAAGAAGAUCAAGAAGACCAGGAAGAUCAAGAAGACCAGGAAGAUCAAGAAGACCAGGAGGAUCAAGAAGACCAGGAGGAUCAAGAAGACCAGGAGGAUCAAGAAGACCAGGAGGAUCACGAGAAUGAAGCAACUGCUGUCCCCAAGCCUGCUUCCAUCAGGACUCAACCGAACAAUCGUUGCACACCUGCACCAAUGAAGAAAAGGAUGCGAUCAAUAAUAGAUUCCGAUCCACCUGUCCUGCCGACAUCCAAUCGUCCAGGCUCAUCCACAGCUCCUAUACCUGCCGACAUCCAAUCGUCCAGGCUCAUCCACAGCUCCUAUAGAGCCGCGUCCACCUGUCCUGCMGACAUCCAAUCGUCCAGGCUCAUCCACAGCUCCUAUAGAGCCGCGUCCACCUGUCCUGCCGACAUCCAAUCGUCCAGGCUCAUCCACAGCUCCUAUAGAGCCGCGUCCACCUGUCCUGCAGACAUCCAAUCGUCCAAGCUCAUCCACAGCUCCUACAGAGCCGCGUCCACCUGUCCUGCCGACAUCCAAUCGUCCAGGUUCAUCCACAGCUCCUAUAGAGCCGCGUCCACCUGUCCCAGUCUCUUCCUCAGCUCCACGCCCAUCUGGAUUAAACCGUCUACAGACAUUAGCCAGCCGACUGUGGGCAGCAUUCAGGCAGCCACAACACAUGGCACCAACUCCAACACCUCCACCACAGACUCCACAAUGCGACUAUACAGUGAAUAA